AUGCCCCAGAAUGACUACAUGGACGAGCACCGUCGCCGGCACGGUCGGCGUAUGGACCACGAGGAGAGGAAGCGCAAGCGCGAGGCACGUGAGGUGCACAAGGCCUCUGCCGUGACGCAGAAGAUGGUCGGUCACAAGGCCAAGAUGCUGCACAAGCGCCGGCACGCCGAGAAGGUGCAGAUGCGCAAGAAGCUCAAGGCGCACGACGAGCGCAAUGUCAAGCAGAAGGACGACGGGGCUGUCCAGGAAGGUGCUUUGCCGACGUACCUGCUCGAUCGCGAGGGACAGAAGGACGCCAAGGCGCUGUCGUCGGCCGUCAAGGACCGGAGGAAGGACCGCGCGGCAAAGUACUCGGUGCCGCUGCCCAAGGUUCGCGGUAUUGCAGAGGAGGAGAUGUUCAAGGUCAUCAAGACGGGCAAGAGCAAGCAGAAGAGCUGGAAGCGUAUGGUCAACAAAGCGACGUUUGUCGGCGAGAACUUUACCCGCAAGCCAGUCAAGCUCGAGCGGUUCAUCCGUCCCAUGGGUCUGCGUAUGAACAAGGCCAACGUCACGCACCCCGAACUCAAGACGACAUUCCAGCUUCCCAUCCUCGGCGUGAAGAAGAACCCUCAGUCGCCACUGUACACCUCUCUCGGUGUGCUGACAAAGGGUACGAUCAUCGAGGUGAACGUCUCCGAGCUGGGUAUGGUGACGACUGGCGGCAAGGUUGUGUGGUCAAAGUACGCCCAGAUUACCAACAACCCAGAAAACGACGGGUGCAUCAACUCUGUCCUCCUCGUCUAG
Messenger RNA from Cutaneotrichosporon cavernicola, 783 nucleotides. RefSeq lists its product as uncharacterized. The record is from RefSeq and is a predicted model, not a curated record. Gene Ontology annotation, biological process: maturation of LSU-rRNA; maturation of 5.8S rRNA. The transcript has 5 exons. The coding region runs from base 1 to 783 and encodes 260 amino acids. Lineage: Eukaryota; Fungi; Basidiomycota; Tremellomycetes; Trichosporonales; Trichosporonaceae. Gene Ontology annotation, cellular component: nucleolus; preribosome, large subunit precursor.